Messenger RNA from Anisakis simplex (herring worm), 318 nucleotides. The record is from the annotation of a GenBank genome assembly. Lineage: Eukaryota; Metazoa; Nematoda; Chromadorea; Rhabditida; Anisakidae.
AUGUUCAGACAGCCAGCCCAACCCCUAUUAAUGGAAUUGCCUCAUCAUAUUCAUGGUAAAUUGGCAAGCGAACAUGUUGUCGAAACUGUAGCCCAAGUGCAAUACGAUGAGCAUGAUGCACGCUCAUUGCAUUUGCAAACACUCCGCAAACAGCUGGCAAUGGUUGGUCAAGAACCCGUACUGUUCAAUUACUCGAUCCGUGACAAUAUAUCGUAUGGUUACGACUCGUGCACUUUUGAGGACAUAAAAAAAGCAGCAAAAAUUGCCAAUAUUCACGAUGCUAUCGUCAGUAUGCCUGAGGUAUUGGCCGAAUUUUGA